AUGCCUCGUGCAAAGUCGGUCAAACCUGAGGCCGCGCCCAAGCCCGAGCCAGAUCUCCAGCAAAUCACUGUUGACAAAGGCGAGUUCACUCGCACUCGCGAUGCACUUAUUACCUCAUGGGUCUCCCUCGACAAUGCCCUCAAGAAUACCAUUACCGCCUACAUUGAUCACUCCAAUGCAUGGCUUGGUGGUACUGUCACCCUCGACCCCAGCAUGAUCGACCUCGGCGCAUUCCUCCAGACUGGCGAACUCGUCACUAUUGGUGGUGGUCCUCCUGCAGCUCCCGAGAAGAAGCAGAGAAAGAAGGCUGAGCCCAGAGACCCCAACCAGCCCAAGCGUCCUCUCACCGCCUACCUCUUGUGGCUGGGUGAGAACCGUGAGAAGAUCCACGCCGAGCUGGGUCCUGACCAGAAGAGAGGCGAGAUCUCAUCCGAGGGCACCAAGAGAUGGAACAUGCUGCCCGAGGAGGUCAAGCAGAAAUACAAGGACGCCUAUGUCGCCUCGCGUGACCUCUACAACAAGGAGCUCGCAGAGUUCAAGGCCAACCGCGAGACUGCUGCUGCCACAAGCCCCAACGCUGACGACGAUGAGGAGGAGGAGCCUGCUCAAGCCGCUGCCGCCGCUGAGUCCGACGACUCUGACGAUGAUAGCACCUCGGAAGAGGAAGAGAAGGAGCCCACUCCUCCUCCAGUCAAGACUCCCAAUCCCGUUAAGAAGGGUGCCUUCACCACUGUCAACGGCUCUAACAAGCGCAAGAGCAAGACCACUGACGCCGAAGCCGUCACCGAAGAGCCCAAGAAGAAGCGUGGUCGCAAGGCCAAGGAGGAGGAUGUCCCUGCCUCCACUCCUGCCGAGGUUCCCGCCAGCGCAAAGAAGGACAAGAAGGAGAAGAAGAAGGGUCGCAAGAGCGUUGGUGGUGAGGCUUAG
Molecule: messenger RNA, 927 nt
Organism: Aureobasidium musti
Lineage: Eukaryota; Fungi; Ascomycota; Dothideomycetes; Dothideales; Saccotheciaceae
Source: the annotation of a GenBank genome assembly